AUGUCCACUCUGUCCUGGAACUGCCCAGGGCAGCGGAGUGUUCAGCAGGAAGACCUCGAGUGCCGACCCGAGGAGGGACUCCCAGCACGUGUGUGUCCCCGGGCCCUCCGCACACCCUCUACGUGCCCAGUUGAAGUUAACCCCUCGACUUUGGCAAGGAGCCCAGCCCCAGGAUCCCGUUCUGUGAUCCGGAAAGAACACAGACCACCCGCCUUGGAGUUUCGGCUGAACUGGGUGGUCUUGUUUGCUCUCUUACAAGGUUUCCAGGGUGAGGUGAAGCUGGUGGAGUCUGGAGGAGGCCUGGUGCAGCCUGGGGGGUCUCUGAGACUCUCCUGUGUCGGCUCUGGAUACACCUUCAGUAGUUAUCCCAUAGGCUGGGUCCGCCAGGCUCCAGGGAAGGGGCUGGAGUGGCUGGCAGCUAUUAGUACUAGUGGUAGUAGCACCUACUACGCAGACUCUGUGAAGGGCCGAUUCACCAUCUCCAGAGACAACUCCCAGAACACGGCCUAUCUGCAAAUGAACAGCCUGAGAACCGAAGACACGGCCCGGUAUUACUGUGCAACAGGCACAGUGAGGGGAAAGCAGUCUGAGCCCAGACACAAACCUCCCUGCAGGGACAUAGGGUCUGGGCUGCAGGGGGCACUCAGGACCCACAAUCACUAUGUCUGUGUUUCAUGCCCAGGAGCAGCCCUGGCAGAGGAGCCCCUGCCCCAGCAGGCCCAGCUGCUCCCACUGUGUGAUCAGGCCUGA
Messenger RNA from Sus scrofa (pig), 750 nucleotides. The record is from RefSeq and is a predicted model, not a curated record. Lineage: Eukaryota; Metazoa; Chordata; Mammalia; Artiodactyla; Suidae.